This is a messenger RNA of Glycine soja, 2340 nucleotides long. Its product is annotated as E3 ubiquitin-protein ligase MBR2-like. Bases 384 to 2057 code for a protein of 557 amino acids. NCBI's taxonomy places the organism in Eukaryota, Viridiplantae, Streptophyta, Magnoliopsida, Fabales, Fabaceae. The record is from RefSeq and is a predicted model, not a curated record. Gene Ontology annotation, molecular function: ubiquitin protein ligase activity. The transcript is spliced from 7 exons.
GUCAGUGUUGAGCUUUUUCUCAGCGCUGAAAUAUCGGAGAAGGAGUCUUUGUUAUUGUCUGGAGAAUAUUUGAGGCAAACCUUCGUCCUUUCAAAACGAAGCGUCCUCCCACUUUUUCUGGAAUCAACCAUUCACGCCCCCCUUUUACUCUUCUUCUUCCUUUUGCGUUUACUCAUCGUUGUUUUUGUUUCACUCUUAAAAGCAUGUUGCUUUAUCGGGUUUGUUGGUUCUUUUGAAUAGAGUGGUUUUGAGGAAAUUGGGUUUCUCUGUUUCGUCGUGAAAAAAAAAAAAUGUUAGCUUUGCUGUUUGCCUGAUCAUGGUUUCUGAUGGUUGGCUUUCAACGUCAUCUGAUGGUGUAUUGAUUUGAAGGGAGUGCGCAAUUGAUGGAUGAAUAUUCUGCUAAAAGAGCCACUGAUGGGGUGGUAGUCCCUAGAAAGGGGAUACGCCAUGCAUUUAGAGAUACUGCUAACGCCAGAGAUCAAAAUGGUCAGGUGUGCAGCCGCAUUACUUGUAGUAGCAGAGUCAAUACUCCUAAAGGUGCUCAAAUUGGUUCUUCUGAAAAAGGUAAAUCUUUGAAACCUUCAAUCCAAUCUUCUUCAGCUGGCAAGGAAGCAAUUGGAAGCUCCUCUAGAACAUUUUUCAAGACUAAUAGCCCAGGAAAACCGCUUAUAAAGCCACGGAAAUCACCAUCAUCUCAGUUAGAGACAGAUUCAUCUGAAAUUAGUAGUGUACAGGAUGAUUCAGAAGUUUCAAAACUCGCCCCUCCCCCUGAAAAAAGUCAGACAAAUGUUCAAGCUGAAUUGGAAAAUACAGUGUCUGGUAAUGCCAUGAUGGAAGUAGGAAGCUCUAGUGUAGUAUCCAAUACAAGAUCUCGGAGGAAUUUUCAUCCAAAGCCUGGAUUAAGGGGCCAAGAAAUUAAAAGCACUGGUCCAGUGACACGUGCUGGUACCAGUAGGUAUGGAUUGAGGAACCUCAAAUGCAACACUAUUUCUGAUGUCAUCCCUGCUGGUUGUUCACCUUCAGAUUCAACCCUUAACAGAAAGAAGGAUGUCAUAAAAAAGAGAAAUUGUGAAGGGGAAGGUAGUUCCACUGGUAGAGGGAAGAAAAUGAGCGGGUCUUCAUUAGAAGCACGAAAUUCUGGCUCCAGAAAUGGCAUAUCUAUCUCUGAUUCAAGAAUAUCUAGGAAUACUCCUCACAGGGACAGGUCAGACAGCAACAUGGCACCAGUUAGAACUCGAAAAUUGAUUAGUGGUCGUACCAGGGGAAGGCUUUCUAGCCAAGGAAAUGCCAAUCCCAUGCCACCUAAUGAGUCCCUUGUCAAGAUACCUGAUUUGCCCCGUUCUGGUGGUCUUAAUAUUCCUGGUGUAUCACGUCAUACUUCUGUAGAUAGUCCCUUAAGUUGUCCUAGCUCUCAUAGUAGACCAGUUACUGGCAGUGAGGAGUUAUAUGGUGUUAUGCCUGUAUCUCCUUCAGAGUAUGGCCUCACUCAUUCUCUAAUGAAUCUGGAUAGCUUUCGACGACGUUACAACAUGGAUAGUAUUGCAGAGGUAUUGGUGGCACUUGAUAGGAUUGAACAAGAUGUUGAGCUAACACAUGAGCAAAUUCGUUUACUGGAAUCCAACUUGUUCCUAACUGGACUAAACUUCUACGAUCCACAUAGAGACAUGCGAUUGGACAUUGAUAACAUGUCGUAUGAGCAACUGCUGGCUUUGGAAGAGAGGAUGGGUACUGUGAGCACAGCUCUAACAGAGGAAACACUAUCAGAAUGCCUAAAGAAAAGUUUCUACCAGUCCCCACCCUCUGAAAAUGCAGCUGAGAGUUGCAAUGAACAUAAGGAUGAUACCAAAUGCAGCAUUUGCCAGCAUUUGAUUGACAAUAUCACAAAAUUGGUAUUUGAUUCCAGCAGAGCUAAAUUAAAUCUUGGUCGGCAAAAGUCUCUGCCGCUUUCUGUAUAUUUCAUUGUAAAGAUGAGGAAUAUGUGGCUGCAGAUGAAGUGGGGAGUCUGCAAUGCGAGCAUGCGUAUCAUGUGGCUUGCAUACAGCAGUGGCUACAGCUAAAGAACUGGUGCCCUAUUUGCAAAGCAUCAGUGGCACCGUCAAAUUCAUCACCAUCCCAAUGAUCCCAUCAAUUUCAAUGUUAGGCCAGACGAGGGAGACUGAUUUCUUUGUACCCCUCUUGCUGUUCAUUUUAUUCUUCAUCACUUCUGUACAAAAUACAGUUGCUCCUCACUUAUUUUUAUUGGUCAUUUGUACAUAGCCAAUAUUUUCAUCCCCAUUAUAGAAUAAUCCAAGCCAUUGCUGGAACUUGUUAAUCUGCUGGUGCAAUGUUUUACAGCCUUCA